Paecilomyces variotii is the source of this 1668-nucleotide messenger RNA. Its product is annotated as putative transcription initiation factor TFIID subunit 7. The transcript has a single exon. NCBI's taxonomy places the organism in Eukaryota, Fungi, Ascomycota, Eurotiomycetes, Eurotiales, Thermoascaceae. Gene Ontology annotation, biological process: RNA polymerase II preinitiation complex assembly; transcription initiation at RNA polymerase II promoter. The coding region runs from base 119 to 1579 and encodes 486 amino acids. Gene Ontology annotation, molecular function: RNA polymerase II general transcription initiation factor activity. The record is from RefSeq and is a predicted model, not a curated record. Gene Ontology annotation, cellular component: transcription factor TFIID complex.
UAUUCAUCAACCUCCGUGGCUGGUCGAUCCUUGACUUUGCGACCACGCCAACACUGAGAUCAGAUUUUACUUCUCUCCUCUAUACAGGCUGCACUCAGGGCGCCUUGGUCUGCCCAUCAUGUCUGAAGCACCGCGUCCGUCGCUCAAGCUCACCAUGGGCAAGAAGAAGGCACCUAAACCGGCCGCGGAGAAUGAAUCGACACCCCAAGGGGAACCUUCCUCUGAACCACCUCAGCCAAAGCUCAAACUGAAGAUCGGUCGCAAACCUACGGGCGAUGAAACUGAAGAAAAGUCGAAGAAGAAGAAAACUGUCAAGGCGGAGGGCGCAGCUUCCAAGAAGCGACGCGAACAGCACGAGGACGAAGAAGAUGCUGGCGGUGCUGGCGACGCUGAGAAGCCCGGUCCCAAACGAAUCAAGCUUAUUCCAUCGAAGAGACCCGGUGUACAGUCUAUCAGAAUCAAAAAUAAGGGCUUGGUACCGAACCGGCCGCCCGGAGUUGGCUACGAUUCGGAAGCUUCCGACACAGAAAUCGACCCUACUUUAGAGGAGCAGUUUAUACUACGGAUGUUACCUGGAGAGGACUGUGAAUAUCUACGUCAAGCAAUCAACGAGAGACGCUUUGAUCGGGCUGAGUUUUCUUUCAAACCUCUGACCCGCGAAGGGCGGCGUGCAAUUCUCCGAAUCCGCGACAAGCAGUACGCUGCUACGCUUGUGGAUCUACCGUGUAUCAUCGAAGGAAUGAAAAGCUGGGACAAGCGUGGGUGGUACAAAUCUGCGGAUAUCUGUCAGAUGUUACUGGUCCUUGGGCCCGUAAGCAACGAAAAAGAGGCCCUGGAGUACCCGUUGCCAAAGGAUGUGGGUGUGGUAGAUGAGAGGACAUAUCAGUAUCCUCAUGGUCUGACUCCUCCAUUAAAAUGGGUGCGAAAACGUCGCUUCCGUGAACGUAUUAGCACGCGUACUAUCGAACAGGUUGAGAAAGAGGUAGCUGAUCUGAUCGCCAAAGACGAGGCUUCUCUCGGACCACCUAGAUUUGAGUUGCUUGACACUACCUCUCUCAACCGGGCGGAGAACGGAGUGCAGAGUGGCGAUUACUACGACGAAUACUAUGACGACGAGCAGGAUGCGGAAGGGGAAGCAGAAGAAUACGCACACGCUGAAGCCGACUUCGAAGAUGACCUUGCGGCCGAGAUGGAAGCCGCGCUGGCCGCGGGAGCUGACGAAGAGGUUGUCACAGCAAAACCAGGAGCGGAUGGCAUUCAUCAUGCAGGAACGCCAUCUGCAACGAAGCCUUCGUCGCCUGCAGAUACUUCUGGAGACGAGUCUGAGAGCGAAGCCGAAGGUGAUGAAGGUCCCGAUGAAGAUCUUGACGAAGAACAAUUAGAGCAACAGAGACAACUUCAACUCAAACGGGAGGAGAUUGCAGAGCUGGAAGCGCUCAUCAAGGCGGAAACCGAAAAGUGGGAGAAAAUCCAGAACCCUAUCCUUAGAAACAAGGUAGGAAAGCGUAUUCACAGCCUGAAGCAAGACUUGGCUCUGAAGAAAGUCUCUAUUGGUGAAGGCGAGGACAUGGACACUUGAGAUUGCAUUUGAUACCCUUUAUUCGUUUUGACGUUAUAUUAUCAUGACAUGAGCCUUGUAUAUUACACUAGUUCUACACAGUCGUAUAA